GCGAAAAAAAGACCAAAAAUAAAAAAUUUUUUAAAGUGUCAAGUUUUAAGAUUUUUGUGGAUACGACAUCACUACGUUAAAGAUGUAUGGAACAUACUAGAGGUCUGGGAGGGAAGAUGAAUAUUAACGUGCUGUGUCAUAAGUCAAUGGGACAGUUGAGUAAAGAUGUCCAAGUAGACCGAUGGAUAAACAGCAUCUGGAGCUCCGGGAUAGCGUAAGGAGUUUAUGGAGAAGAGGGCUUAUGAUGGGUUAAGAGGGAGGCAAGAUAAUGAACCAAAGUAUUUAAUCACCAUACGGAGAGGCUUUGCUCCCCACCAGCUUGCCCUGACUAUCAUCAAUCAUCUAAAGGAGCCUGAAAUGGCCUGGGCAGGUGCUUGCAGCUAACCCCCCAGGAUCACUAAACUAGCAGCCCUGGGUAGGAGCAGGAGCUGGGCGUGCGCAGGAAAAGCCGGGGAAAGGCGGGGAGACGGCUGAGCGUGCGCAGUAGCAGGGCGGCGGUUAGGCUUAGACCUGCCCAGCGGAGGAUGGAGGGAUAGAGCCCGCCCAAGAGAUGGCUAAGGUUUCCAACACGACAGAUAAUCGCAACGGGCGGGUCCAUUCCCGGCACAUAGACCCCAUAGUCCAGAAGAUUCCCUAUACUAACUUGGAAAACGUGCAAGCCAGAGGGUUCUCUGCGGCAGCCCGUAACUUCCAGGAGCGUGGCAAGACCUCGAAUCUGCCCAAGGACGAGGCCAAGGAGGGCACCGGGCAACGGCUGCUGAACAUGCUGAGAAAAACUCUUAAAGGGUCUGAAAGGAAAGAAACGGGAGUAACACCUGACGCAUCGACUUUGGUGCCGUUUGGGGAUGUGGUUGGCUGCCUGGCUAUUCAUAUAAAGAACUGCAAACAUUUUACCCCGAAAAUCAGUUUACAACUUUACAGUGAUUUGUUCAUUCGCAUCUCUAUUAACAACGUGGUGAAAUGUACAAAACCUUAUAGCUUGCUACCCCCAAAUGAUGAAAAGAACGCUAUAAUUGCAUUUGAUGAAGUGAAGUUCUUUUCUGUACAGGUUCCCAGACGUCAAGAUAAUGAGAAGAAUAAUAUUUACUUAGAACUAAUGCGAUAUGACAAUACAAAACAGUGUCUUGUCUUGGUAGGGAGUGUUCAAGUACAUCUUUAUGAAGUAAUUCAGAAAGGAUGCUUUACUGAAGACCUCCAAAUGUUGAAUAAAAACACAUUUAUCUGCAGGAUGGAAGUGGAAUUUAUGUUCUCCUACGGAAACUUUGGUUAUGGAUUUUCGCAUCAGUUAAAACCUCUUCAGAAAAUUAUUGAGCCAUCUAUGUUUAUGAAUGUUGCACCGCCUCCAGAAAGAACGGAUCCUGUGACAAAUGUUAUUAUACCACAACCAAUAGAAUAUCCAGCAUUCUUAUCCCCAGACCUGAAAGUUACUGUUGGAGCACCUCCUGCAGCACCCCAGAUGAAACAGCCAUCUGUAGUGAGACUUGAGAAACUUCAGCAGCAACCCCGGGAAAGGCUGGAAAAAAUGAAAAAAGAAUAUAGACAGCUGAGUACAUGGAUAGAAAAAGCUAGCUAUUUAGAAGGAAUUCUUACCCCAAGAUUGGAACAUAAAGAACUUAAGGAAAGUAAUACCAAUCAAGUCCUUGAAAGCCAAUUAGAAAAGAGCCCUGCAGAUACAGUAAUAUCAGAUACACCUCUGACAAAGGAAAAAGCUGAAACUAUUCCUAGUGAGUUCCUGGAUAAUAAGAAAGGCCUGACUCUGUCAACUUUGAACCACUCGGGUGAAAAUGAUUCAAAUGUUGUUGCUCCUAAAAAUGAUGCAUCAACAAAGCAAAUGGAUAGUCCAUUCACCACUGUUCCUCGGCUGAUGUCAACAGAAGAGGAUGAAAUUCCAUCUUUAGAGGAACGCCAGCAAGAAGCCGUGCCAGAGAGAAAAAUGAAAAAUGUGCUGUUUUCAUCAGAAGGAAAAUUGAAAGAUAGAUAUCAAGGCCUUUUUAAAAUAGACUCAUCUCCAUCAGAGCUUGAAGAACUCCUUUCAGCAUUUUUGUAAGGAAGGUGAUGAACCCCUUCAGCUUUUGUUUUUCUGGGGACGUCUUUAUCUCUGCUUCAUUUCUGAAGAAGAGAUUUCUGGGUAAAGUAUUCUUGGUUGCUACUUUUUUUCUUCUUUCAUCACUUUGAUAUAUCAUUUCACUCUCUUUGGCCUGCAAGGUCUAUGCUAAGAAAACUGUUAGUAGCCUUUUGUGGGUUCCCUUGUAUGUGAGAAUUUUUUUUUUUCUUUGCUGCUUUUAAAAUCCUCCCUUUAUUGUUAAAAAUAGACAGUCUUAGAGAAGAUCUCUUUGGGUUGAAUUUAUUGGGAAACCAGUGAACUUCAUGAAUUUGUAUGUCCAAAUCUCUCCUCAGCUAUUAUUUCUUUAAAUACACUUUCUUCUCUUUUCUAUCUCAGUUCUCCCUCUGGGACUCCAGUGAUGUGUAAAUUGUUUGGCUUGAUGGUAUCCCACAAGCCUAUUCCCUUAGGCUUUCUUCACUUCUUCAUUCUCUUUUUAUUGUUCUCCUUUGACUGGAUAAUUUCAAAUAAUCCAAGUUCAUAGAUUCUUUCUUCUGUAUAAACAAUCCUGCUGUUAUGCCCUCAUUUUCCAUUGUAUUCUUCAGCUCCAGAAUUUGUUUGGUUCUUUUUCUAGUGAUCUGUCUCUCUAAACUUGUUUUGUUCAUGUUUACAUUGAAUCGUUUUUUUCUGUGUUUUCUUGUAGUUUGCUGAGCUUCCCAUAAAACAAAUAUUUUGUGUUUUCAUUGAAUCGUUUUUUCUGUGUUUUCUUGUAGUUUGCUGAGCUUCCCAUAAAACAAAUAUUUUGAAUUCUUUAUCAGGCAAAUUGCAGAUUUUUAUUUCUUUUGAGUCUGUUACUGGAAAAUUAUGGUGUUGUUUGGUGGUGUCAUGUUUCCUUGAUUUUUUUUUUUUUUUUUUUGUGCUCUUUGAAAUCCUGCAUUGCUAUUUUCACAUUUGAGGAAGUAGUCACCUCCUCCAGUCCUUAUUGUCUGACUUUGGGAGAGAAAUAGCUUCUGUCAUCCCUGCUAAGUAUUCUAAUUCUUGGACUUUUUCAGUGGAUAUGCCUGCUCCAUACUUCUUGUUCCUUUUUGGGGAUGGUGGUAGUAGGGGGACAGUAAUCUCUAAAUAGCAUAUGCCUUCUCUCAAUUCUGUAAAGCUGUUAGCCUCUCAUUUGCUUCUUCUGAGUGUUGAAUGCUCAAGUUUGUGUGCUUUCUCCCAACUCUGCAGGCUAUGUUUCUGUGCAUGUUCACUAGCUGUUGGCAAAAGCUCACACUCACUGCCCUAAGGGGCAUGCAGAGGAAGCCAGUCGUAGGGUGGGGUAUGUGUGAAUGAUUCAUACAACGUGUUGGGAUGCCCGUCAGCAGUUUUGGGGAAUCUGAAAGCAAAGUGUCCCAGUGGCCCUUAGGCAGGCUUCCUGAUGGUGUCUGAAGCAGCUAGUAGGAUCAUUAUCCUUUUAUGCAUUCCAAGCCGGCUGCUGUUCUCCCAGCUCCUCUCUGCUCUGCUUUCACAUGGCUCACCUCAGUAUUCUGGAUAAGGUGAGAAGGAAAUAGGCCUCUUUGGUAGUGUUCCACAUAGCUGUGAAAGCUGUCUCCUCAUUCAUAUGCUCUCGCUUUCCCCAUAGGAGAAACAGUGGGUGAAGAGGGUGUCUCUUAGAACUAAACUGUGCUACCUUGGGAGAGGGGUGAUGCAGGAAAGCAAAACUGCUCCUCUACCUGCUUUGGUGCAUCCAUUCUCAUGUUUUCACUCCAACAGUGCACUGGAACUUCUCUGCUAGAUUUCUAGGCUUCCAGAAAGGUGCAUUCAUCUGUGGAUGAUUGUCAAAAUUGGUGUUCUUUGGGUGGAAGGUGAAAGGAAACUCCUAUUCUGCCAUCUUGAUGACAUCAGACAAUAUGACAUUAGCUGCAAGAUUUUCAUAGGUUGAGGAAGUUUCUUUCUAUUCCUAGUUUGUUGAGAGGUUUUAUUAAGAAUGGGUUCUGCAUUUUGUCAAAUGCUCUUUCUGAAACUAUUGAGUUGAUCAUUUUUCCUUAUUUAGUAUAUUAAUGUGAUAAAAUACGUUGAUUUUUAUCAUUAAAUUAACUUUGCAUUCCUAGGAUCAACCCUGCUUGGUUGUAAUAUAUUAUCUUUUUUCAUAUAUUGUUGGAUUUAUUCACUGAAUUUUAUAAAAGAAUUUUUCCAUGAAUAUGAAUUUCAUUAGAAAUAUUGGUCUGUAGUUUCCUUGUAGUAUCUUUGUUUGCUUUUGUUAUUAGAGCAAGACUGGUAUUAUAAAAUGAGAUGGGAAAUUUUAUUUCCUUUUCAAUAUUCUGGAAGAAUUCACUCUUUUGCUUGUUUCUUGAAGUGACAGUUGAGGUAAAAGAUUUGAGAUCUUUCUUUUCUUCUAAUGUAUCAGUUACUUAUAUAUUAAUAAUAUAUUUAUUGCUAUAAAUUCCUCUCUAAGUACCACUUUAUAUUUAUCCCACAAUUUUUGGCUUUUGUUUUAAUUUUCAUUCAGUUCAAAGUGCUUUGUAAUUUUUCCCUUUUGAUCUCAUUUAUUGCAUAGUUUAGUGUGUUAUUUAGUUUCCUAAUGUUUGGGAAUUUUCUAGAGAUGUUUGUAAUUUAAUUCUCUUUGAUCAGAGAACAUAUUUUCUAUGAUUUGAAUCCUUACAAAUGAAUUGAGACUUGUUUUACAGCCUAGAAUAUUGUCUAUAUUGGUAAAUAUUCUGUAUACAUUUAAAAACAUUGUGCAUUCUGCUUUUGUUAAGUGGAAUGUUCUUUUGAAAAACUAAAAUAUUAUUUUGAGAUAAUUAUAGAUUUUCAUUCUUGUAAUAAAUAAUACAGAUAGAUCUUUAUAAAUCUUGCAAGACUAUAGUAUAUCAGGACCAGAAUAUUGACAUCGAUAUUAACAGACACUUCCACCCCAUAAUAAAGAGCCUCAGUUUAUUUAUUGAUGUUUGACUGCUGACAGCUUUUAAACUGCACCUCUCUUUCCCUCCUGCUCCAUUUCUGGGCAAGCCUAUAAGAAGCCUUGGAUAUGUCUUCCUUUGUUGCCAUAAAAACAUCUUCCUCCACAUGGGAAUUCUCCUUUCAGCCCUACCAUCUAACCACAAUAAAACCCUUAAACCUGUUCUUUCCCUGCUCUCAAGUAUUUUGGGGGCUCACUUGGGAGGUCAGUCAUACUCUCACAAGAAAACUUCAUUUUGCACAGUAAAAGGAAACAAUCAAGAAAAUGAACAGACAUCCCACCAAAUGGGGGAAAAUAUUCUGCAAAUUAUCUAUCUGAUAAGGGGUUAAUGUCUAAAAUACAUAAAGAACUCAUAAGACUUCAAUAGCAAAACAAACAAUCCAACUAAAAAAUGCACAGAUUCUGAUGGACAUUUUUUCUAAAGAAGACAUAAAAAUUGCCAACAAGUACAUGAAAAGAUGCUCAAUAUCAAUAAUCAUCGGGGAAAUGCAAAUCAAAACCACAAAAUUUUACCUCACGCCUGCUGUGAUGGCUAUCAUCAAAAAGGCAAGAGACGCUAAAUGUUGACUAGCAUGUGGAGAAAGAGGAAUCUUGGGCAAUGUUGGUGGAAGUGUAAGUUGACUUAGCCACUAUGGAAAAUAGCAUGGAGGCGCCUCAGAAAAUUAAAAAUAGAGGUACUAUAUGAUCCAGCAGUCCCACUUCCAGGUAUAUACAAAGGAAGUGAAAAUAAGAUAUCAAGGCAAUAUUUGGAUUCCCAUGUUUAUUGCAGUGUUGUUCACAAUAACCAAGACAUGGAAACAACUGAAGUGUUGGUGAGAUGAAUAGUAAAGAAGAUGUGAUAUAUAUGUAUGUCCAAUGGAAUAGAGAAAUGGGAAAAUCCUGCCAUAUGUGACAACAUGGGUGGACCUUGAGGGAAUUAUGCUAAGUAGGAAUACAGACACAAAUACUGUAUGACGUCACUUAUAUGUGGUUAAAAUAUAUAUAUGUGUGUGUGUGAGUGUGUCUUUUUUAAAAGUUGGACUCAUAGAAACAGUGGAAUGGUGGUUACCUGGAUGUGGGGAAAUGGGGACAUGUUGGUCAAAGACUACAGACUUCUAGUUAUAAGAUAAGUUAUGAGGCUCUAAUGUACAGCAUUGUGAUUUUAGUUAACAAUACAUUUUAAAAGUUGCUAAGAGAAUAGAUAUUAAAUGUUCUCACCACAAAAAAAGAAAUGUUAUGAAUUAUGUGAUGUGAUGGAGGUGUUAACUAACACUAUGGUGAUAAUCAUAAUAUACGAGUGUAUCAAAUCAACACAUCUGACACCUUAAACUUACACAACAUUCUAUGUCAAUUAUAGCUCAAUAAAGCUGGAAAAAAUACUGGGUCUAACUUACAGUUAUAAUUCAUGGAUAGUCAUUACACCAGCCAGAAUGGCCAUCACCAAAAAGUCUACAAACAAUAAGUGCUGGAGAGGGUGUGGAGAAAAAGGAACCCUAUGACACUGUUGGUGGGAGUGUAAA
Sus scrofa (pig) is the source of this 6475-nucleotide messenger RNA. The record is from RefSeq and is a predicted model, not a curated record. Lineage: Eukaryota; Metazoa; Chordata; Mammalia; Artiodactyla; Suidae.